AUGAAUAGUAAGACUGAAUCGAAGUCUACCAAAAUGGGUAUUUCUCGUGAUUCUCGUCACAAAAGAGCUGCUACCGGUGCUAAACGUGCUCAAUUCAGAAAGAAGAGAAAGUUUGAAUUAGGCCGUCAAGCUGCCAACACCAAGAUCGGUGCUAAGAGAAUUCACACUGUUAGAACCAGAGGUGGUAACAAGAAGUUCAGAGCUUUGAGAAUUGAAACUGGUAACUUCUCUUGGGCUUCCGAAGGUGUUGCUAGAAAGACCAGAAUCACUGGUGUCGUCUACCACCCAUCUAACAAUGAAUUGGUCAGAACCAACACUUUGACCAAGGCUGCUAUUGUCCAAAUCGAUGCUACUCCAUUCAGACAAUGGUACGAAGCUCACUACGGUCAAACUUUGGGUAAGAAGAAGAACUCCAAGACUGAAGAAGAAACCGCUGUCAACUCCAAGAACACUGAAAGAAAGUGGGCUGCCAGAGCUGCUAACGCCAAGAUCGAACACGCUGUCGAAGCUCAAUUCGGUGCUGGUAGAUUGUACGCUGCUAUCUCUUCCAGACCAGGUCAAUCCGGUAGAUGUGAUGGUUACAUCUUGGAAGGUGAAGAAUUGGCCUUCUACUUGAGAAGAUUGACUGCUAAGAAAUAA
Messenger RNA from Kluyveromyces marxianus DMKU3-1042, 639 nucleotides. RefSeq names its product 40S ribosomal protein eS8 (gene RPS8A). Bases 1 to 639 code for a protein of 212 amino acids. Gene Ontology annotation, biological process: translation; maturation of SSU-rRNA from tricistronic rRNA transcript (SSU-rRNA, 5.8S rRNA, LSU-rRNA). The record is from RefSeq and is a predicted model, not a curated record. Lineage: Eukaryota; Fungi; Ascomycota; Saccharomycetes; Saccharomycetales; Saccharomycetaceae. Gene Ontology annotation, molecular function: structural constituent of ribosome. Gene Ontology annotation, cellular component: cytosolic small ribosomal subunit; ribosome. The transcript is spliced from 2 exons.